Molecule: messenger RNA, 267 nt
Organism: Lachancea meyersii CBS 8951
Lineage: Eukaryota; Fungi; Ascomycota; Saccharomycetes; Saccharomycetales; Saccharomycetaceae
Source: the annotation of a GenBank genome assembly
AUGUCUUCUGAGCCGAUUUUGAAGGCCUCGGAUAUCUCUCCGGAACUGAAAGAUGCAGUUUUUGAAAUCAGCCUGAAAGCUGUUAAGGACUUUUCCUUAGAGAGAGAAAUAGCCGGAGUGGUCAAGAAAGAACUAGACCUCAAACAUGGCAACACCUGGCAUGUCAUUGUGGGCAAAAGCUUUGGAAGCUAUGUGACCCAUGAAAAGGGACACUUUUUGUAUUUUUACAUCGGUCCCUUGGCUUUUUUAGUCUUCAAGACCGCUUAG